This is a messenger RNA of Cavenderia fasciculata, 312 nucleotides long. RefSeq lists its product as uncharacterized. Bases 1 to 312 code for a protein of 103 amino acids. The transcript has 4 exons. Lineage: Eukaryota; Evosea; Eumycetozoa; Acytosteliales; Cavenderiaceae. The record is from RefSeq and is a predicted model, not a curated record.
AUGAACAUCAAUUGGUCAUAUUCAUUUCAUUCAUUGCGAAUACUAGAGGGAGGAGAGUCCUACGAGAUCUAUGAACUUUACUUGACCAAUAGACAAGGUGGUAGUGGUGGUGAAUAUUACGAUCACCAACAAUGGGAAAGAAUUAUAAUUAGUUUCGAUAAAACUAAACAUUCUCCUCGACCGACUGACCGAUUCUUACUCAGACCUCAUCCUUUGAUGAAGUUGAAUAAAAUCCAGUCAGUCGGUCCUAAUAGAAACCCAUAUAACAACCAUGCUCUCUCAUCAAAUUUCAUUAUUUUCUUCAUCCUCUAG